AUUACUGACAUAGCUAAAGAAGACGAUUUAGUCUUCCUUUCUUCUACCCUGACUCCUGAUACAUGUUAUCGAGAAGAUUCGCCAUACUCACAAAGCUCACAAAGCUCAAGCUCAAGCUCAAGCUUAUUAUCUCAAGAUUGGGAGACCGGGGAGAGGAAAAUCCGAAUAAUGCAAAAAAUUGAUGCUGCCAUUACUGAUUUUAAUGAAAACAAUGAAUAUUUGACUUAUUCCUGGGAAGAUAUUGUCUAUCUUCAGGAUAAUAAUACUUCUGUAUAA
Cokeromyces recurvatus is the source of this 276-nucleotide messenger RNA. RefSeq lists its product as uncharacterized. The annotation marks the transcript as partial. Lineage: Eukaryota; Fungi; Mucoromycota; Mucoromycetes; Mucorales; Mucoraceae. The record is from RefSeq and is a predicted model, not a curated record. The transcript has a single exon.